Messenger RNA from Polistes canadensis, 1231 nucleotides. It is a transcript of the gene Ufsp1, whose product is annotated as ufm1-specific protease 1. Lineage: Eukaryota; Metazoa; Arthropoda; Insecta; Hymenoptera; Vespidae. The coding region runs from base 134 to 784 and encodes 216 amino acids. The transcript has 3 exons. The record is from RefSeq and is a predicted model, not a curated record.
GCAUUUGUAAACCUAUCCUAAUCCCGAUAAUAUUGCAUGGCAGAACACUUGUGUUCAUUGUUGUUUAUCGUGAUACUUGUGUUGAGAUUGUUGAAAUUAAAAGCAUUCAUUUGGACUUAAUUUAUUAAACAAAAUGAUAGUCGAUUAUUCUACUAAUUUGUUAAAGAAUAUCCACGAAAGUCUUCUUACCUUCGAUAAAAGGGAGAGUACAGUUAUACGAGGUAUUUAUGAAUACUGGCACUACGGUUGCGAUGGUUUUAAUGAUAUGGGAUGGGGUUGUGGGUAUAGAACAUUGCAGACAAUUUGCUCAUGGAUUAUAAUUAAUAAGAAUUUAGAACAAGAAGUUCCAAGCAUACCAAAAAUACAAGAAACGCUUGUUGCAUUGGAGGAUAAGGAAAAAUCAUUUAUCGGGUCGAGGGAUUGGAUAGGAUGCUUCGAAGUAUGUCUUGUUCUGGGUAGUUUAUAUAAUAUAAGUAGUAAAAUUGUUCACAUUGUAAGUGGUCGAGAACUAUCCAAAUAUUUGCAUAUUAUUAGACAGCAUUUUCAAGAAUUUGGAAGUCCAAUUAUGAUGGGAGGAGAUCAAGAUUGUUCUAGUAAAUGUAUCAUUGGUAUACAUACUGGAUCGAAAGAAGCCUAUUUAUUAAUCAUUGAUCCACACUUUAUAGGUAAAGCUAAAAGCACUGAAGAAUUAAAAAAUAAACAAUGGGUAAGAUGGCUAAGUAUUGAAGACUUUGUAUACAGUUCUUUUUACAAUCUUUGUUUACCGCAGAUCAAAAUAACUUGAUAUACCGAUUGAAUUUAUUUUAUCUUUUUAUUUAACUUAACUAAAAGAAUAAUCUCUAUAGGAAUAAUCAUGAUUGUAAUGUCAAUCUAUUUUCUAGAUUAUAGUAUAAGUUUUUAAGUUUUUUUAAAGUCUAUUACACACACCUGUUAUUGUUAUUUAUUAUUAUGAAAUUAAUUUAGUCUGUGUUGAGUAAAAGGCAUACACCCUGUAAAAUCCAGUGCGAAACAUGUUCCUCCGUUGAAAGAUCUGCUUCAAAUAUCAAACCUUUACCCAUUGCAUCGCGCCUAUUCGAUGUUGUGUACACUGGAGUUUUUACUGUAUUCUACAUAAAUUUAUAGCAAAGAAAAGAAUGGCAAAAAUAUAUUGAAAUGGUUAAACAUCAGAAUGAGUUUUUGAAAUCUAUACUUUCUGUAAUAUUAUCGUAAAUAUACCUGAAGUUUGAGUCUA